Molecule: messenger RNA, 1605 nt
Organism: Seminavis robusta
Lineage: Eukaryota; Bacillariophyta; Bacillariophyceae; Naviculales; Naviculaceae
Source: the annotation of a GenBank genome assembly
AUGCGAAUGCCACACAUCAAGACAAUCAUCAAGAAGCGUCAACAGGGAAGCUUGAACAAAGAAAGCAAUUGGGCUAAGGCGAACUUUCGUUGGGCAACGCAGUUGUUGAUCCGGAGUGGCAGAUUCCCGGAUUCAGAGUUGCACAAGCUAAUGGUGGACGGACCUGAUGGCGAAAAGGUUCUGCCAGAUUGCUUCAACAAGGAGAAGCUACCGUGUUUCAAUGACUACAACGUCAUCUAUUUCGAUGAAUCACACAAGAAGGUUCGCGUCGGCACAAUAGGAUCUAAUGGAAAGCCAGUGCAGAUUCGAUUCAAAAGGUUGGCGAAUGGAAAGAUUGCCAAGCCAGGAGAGGGUGGAUCCUACCGCGAAGCCGGCACUGAACUUGGAAUGAAAUACACGGAAGAAGCCCGUUUCUGUCUUGGUGUUGGCAAGAAGAUGGUGGAUGGAGACGAAGUUGGAUUUCGGUUGCCGUUGUUCGAGUACACAGAACAAACGCUUGUCACGGACAAGGACUGGCAAGACGCAUUUGAGAGGGAAAUGCUACGUCCACGUAGCUUGACUGGAGAAAAGAAGGGCCCAUGGUACUCGACCGGACGCGAAAAAGGAGUUAGCUACAAGACGGACCCCGUCACAGUGAUGAAGCACAUCGGUACUGCUGCCGAAAAAUGGUUGAAGGCCAAUCACGGGAUUGUCACGGUACAAGACUUCUAUCAGAAGGUUGAGUGCAAUCCUGCUCUGCGUGCCGUCCUUAAAGACAAGUACAAGAGAGCAUUCCCAGGCGACAAGUUGACCGAGUGUCUAGCUAUGUUCGCUGACGCAAGAGAUGGACCACCACAACCAAGAGACCACACCAAGGCAGACAACCCAUAUGAAUCCAAGUUUGGUGAUUCCUGGAGAGAUGAAGUCGAGAAGUCAACAUCCAUGAAGAAGAUUGUCAACAUCCAGCUGAUGGUGGAGUAUAUGAUGGGUCUUAACGACCACAUUCCACGGUUCGGUGGUCGUCCCACAGGCAACAAUGCUCCAUUUAUGCCACUUGAUGACUGCCUGAAUAAGGAUCACGACGAUGGUGUUCUCCGUCACUGUGCAGCAACAUCAUUAUUGCCCAAGGAAGAUCCACGAAAGUUCUCUCUUCGAACACCACUCCUGGUUGCAUCGGCCUACAAGAGAGUCUGGAAUCACGAGAAUGGUUGGCCAACAUCAAAAAGAAUUGUCCAAGACAUCAACCGAGUACCCACUGCCUGGCAGCUUGUGUAUGACAACGAAGGGCUUAACACUGGAAAAGCUGCCAAUGGCCAUCGUGGUGAUGCACAGCGAGCAGCAAAGACAAACCGAAGGAACUGGGGAGGAGCACGAAAGAAGAAGGAAAUUCCGAUGGACGUGUGGUAUCAUCCAGAUGCACGCGAAGCUUUGGACGAAUUCAAAAAGCGGUCUAAGCAGAUCUAUUAUGGCGACGACUACAUCGACAGUGAAGAGGCGGAUUUGGAGGAACUCCUAGUUAUGGACCCAGAUGCUGUUGAACAGGGAGAUACCGUUGAAGAGGUACAAGGCGUGGAAGGCAAUACUCCAGGCAGCGAGGCAACAGAGGACCAGGUCGAAGUGUCCUAG